Molecule: messenger RNA, 710 nt
Organism: Bufo gargarizans (Asiatic toad)
Lineage: Eukaryota; Metazoa; Chordata; Amphibia; Anura; Bufonidae
Gene: MRPL43
Product: mitochondrial ribosomal protein L43
Exons: 3
Coding region: 98-565 (155 amino acids)
Biological process (GO): mitochondrial translation
Cellular component (GO): mitochondrial large ribosomal subunit
Molecular function (GO): structural constituent of ribosome
Source: RefSeq, a predicted model, not a curated record
UGCAGGCCGGUCAUGUGACAGUGACGUCACGUCUCUUCUCAUGGUGCAGCAUGCAGCGGGUCACCCCUGACCGGCUGGAGGUUAGAGGGUGUUGAGGAUGACAGCCAGGGGGACUCCUAGCCGCUUCCUACAGAGUGUGCUGCAAAAUGGCGUGGGGAGAUACGUGUGCCAGCUCAAGAGGCUCACCCUGAUCUUCAGUAAGGACGCGCAGCCCUCCCGGGGAGCCAGGGAGUACAUUGAAGAGAAAGCAGUUGACUUUGCCAAGCAGAAUCCUGGGAUUGUUGUGUACAUCAGUCCCAAGCCGUGCAGAGUCCCCAAACUGGUGGCGGAGUAUUUGAAUGGAAGCAUCAGAGAAGAAGCCAUUAACAGCAAGACUGCUGAGGAAAUAGCACAACUCAUACAGAAAAUGGCCAGCCAAUCUGGUCUGGAUGUCAUCCGGAUACGCAAACCCUGCCACACAGACAACCCGAGCAUUCAGGGACAGUGGCACCCUUUUACCAACAUGCCAACCUCUAUCAGUCUCCAGUCUUUUGAUGCCGCCAGCCAACAGACGGACUCUCCAUGACAGGCUGAUUGUCAGAAUACAGAUGACUUGUGGAAGGUGGCCUGGAACCUCAUGCCAGAAUACCAGGAGGAUUCAUUUACUUUACAUCGGUGAACUGCCUUGUAUUGGACCUGGAAUAUGUUUGAAUUAAAUUGCUUUUCCUAAA